Messenger RNA from Bacillus rossius redtenbacheri, 694 nucleotides. RefSeq lists its product as uncharacterized. The coding region runs from base 349 to 666 and encodes 105 amino acids. Lineage: Eukaryota; Metazoa; Arthropoda; Insecta; Phasmatodea; Bacillidae. The record is from RefSeq and is a predicted model, not a curated record. The transcript has 4 exons.
GGUUGAAUAAAAUGAAUUAAGUGAAAAUACCAGGAAUGUGUUAACGCAAAUAUUAAAUACAAAGUAAAUAUAAAAAAAAACACGAUGCUCAGUUCGAGGUUCUGCACCUCCAUGCCCAGGAGCGGCGAUAACGUGACCCCCAACAACAGGAGCCGGGUGUCGAACACGACCCUCGGCCGGUGUUUAUCACUUCCCGAGGGUAAGGCGCAGCGGAGAGCUGGCAGUUUUCAACACCUGCGCUGCUGAUUUACCUCCGCAGCUCCAGACCACGGGGACCCCGUCCAUGUCAGGUUACUACCUCGGGAAGGCUAUAAAAAGACGCGGUGGCGCGUUUCGGAGAAGAGAGCGAUGAAGUCCAUGGUGAGGGUUGUGGCUGUGGCUGUGGCUGUGGCUGUGGCUGUGUGCUGGUCGCUGGCGUGGGCGCCGGCGGCGCAAGGCUACGACUUCCGGGAUCCACACUUCAUGUUUUCCAGACGAGAUGGUGCGCGCGGAGCUCGAGCAGUGGUCACUGGACGAGCCGGGCCGCCAAGCGCGCUCCGCCUUCCAGCAGGGACACAGCCGCGGCCGGGCGCAGCAGCUACACUGCUCUCCGCAGCCGCAGAUCGCGUGCUGUGGCGACACGCCAAUCUUCAGCGUGCGAGAGAGCGUAGUGGAGAUAAACACUAAGUGCCACAAGAAGUACGCUGCAGAAUCU